AGCCCCGCCUGGGGACAUCCCCUUCCCUCACUUCCCGGUCUUCCUGUGCUGGUGCCCAGAUGGCCAGAGGGCACGGGAGCUGCGGCUGGAGGUCUCCCAGGCAGGCUGGGAGCAGGCGGUCACUUGCAGGAGGUGUGUCUGCAAUCCUCGUUUCAUAUGGUGAAGGUUGGACAGCAGUCUCUGUGACCUAGAAGUGGAAAAGAUGUCGUUCGAGGAAGUGCAGACUGUUUCCUUCUGACCAGGACCGUGUUUCUGAGUGUAGGAGCUUCGCUUCUCUGCUUUUUGUUUAUCUCUGGAGCAUCCGAAUUGCAUCUCUGGACAGAAAACAACUUACCGAAACCGCAGACAAAGAGUCAAGUCUCAGAGGAUGCUACGAGCUCUUUGGAUCUUCUGGCUCUUGGUGGCCAUGACCGGCCUCUCCAGCAAAGACUGUUCUGCUCAGGUGUCUCUGUCAUGUGAUGCUGCUGGUGUGUGUGAUGGCCGCUCCAGAUCUUUCACCUCCAUUCCCUCCGGACUCACAGCUGCCAUGAAGAGCCUAGACCUGUCUUUCAACAAGAUCACCUCCAUUGGCCAUGGUGACCUGCGGCCGUGUGUGAACCUCCAGGUUCUGAUAUUGGAGUCGAGCGGAGUCGAUACCAUAGAGGAAGACGCCUUUUAUUCUCUGGGCAGUCUUGAACAUUUGGACUUGUCUGAUAAUCACCUAUCUAGUUUAUCUUCCUCCUGGUUCAGGCCCCUUUCCUCUUUGAAAUACUUAAACUUAAUGGGAAAUCCUUACCGGACACUGGGGGAAACAUCACUCUUUUCCAGUCUCACAAACUUACAGACCCUCAGGGUAGGAAAUGUGGACACCUUCAGUGAGAUAAGGAGAAGAGAUUUUGCUGGGCUGACUUCUCUCAAUGAACUUGAAAUUAAGGCAACAAGUCUCUGGAAUUAUCAGUCCCAAAGUCUAGAGUCGUUUAGAGACAUCUAUCACCUGACGCUUCACUUGAGCAAGUCUGAUUUCCUGCUGGGGAUUUUUGCAGAUAUUCUGAGUUCUGUGAGGUAUUUAGAACUAAGAGAUACUAACUUGACCAGUUUCCGAUUUUCAGAACUUCCCGUAGCUGAAAUCAACUCACCGAUGAAGAAGCUGGCAUUCCGAAAUGCAGAUCUCACUGAUGAAAGCUUUAAUGAACUCCUGAAGCUGUUGCGUUAUAUCUUGGAACUGUUGGAAGUAGAAUUUGAUGACUGUACCCUCAACGGGGUCGGCGACUUCAACCCCUCGGAGUCAGACAUAGUGAGAGAGCUAGGUAAAGUAGAGACGGUAACAAUACGGAGGUUGCACAUCCCCCAGUUCUAUUCAUUUUAUGAUCUGAGUACUGUCUAUUCCCUCCUGGAGAAGGUGAAGCGAAUCACCGUGGAGAACAGUAAGGUCUUCCUGGUCCCCUGCCUCUUCUCGCAGCAUUUAAAAUCAUUAGAAUUCUUAGACCUCAGCGAAAAUCUGAUGGUUGAAGAAUAUUUGAAAUACUCAGCAUGUGAGGGCGGCUGGCCUUCUUUACAAACCUUAGUUUUGAGCCAGAAUCAUUUGAGAUCAAUACAAAAAACGGGAGAGAUUUUGCUGACUCUGAAAAACCUGACAGCCCUUGACAUCAGCAGGAACGGGUUUCAUCCGAUGCCCGACCGUUGUCAGUGGCCAGGAAAGAUGCGCUUCCUGAACUUGUCCAGUACAGGGAUACAGGCGGUAAGAGCAUGCCUUCCUCAGACGCUGGAGGUGUUGGAUGUUAGUAACAACAAUCUUGAGUCAUUUUCUUUGUUUUUGCCUCGACUGCAAGAGCUCUAUAUUUCCAGAAAUAAGCUGAAAAUGCUCCCAGAAGCUUCCUUGUUCCCCGUGUUACUCGUCAUGAGGAUCAGAGAGAACGCAAUAAGUACUUUCUCUAAAGACCAACUUGAUUCUUUUCCCAAACUGGAGACUCUGGAAGCAGGUGACAACCACUUCAUCUGCUCCUGUGAACUCCUGUCCUUCACUACGGAGAGGCCAGCCCUGGCCCAUGUCCUGGUUGACUGGCCAGACAGCUACCUGUGUGACUCUCCGCCUCGCCUGCAUGGCCAGAGGCUUCAGGAUGCCCGGCUCUCUGUCUUGGAGUGUCACCAGGCAGCCCUGGUGUCUGGAAUCUGCUGUGCCCUUCUCCUGUUGAUCCUGCUCAUAGGUGUCUUGUGCCACCAUUUCCAUGGGCUGUGGUACCUCAGAAUGAUGUGGGCGUGGCUCCAGGCCAAGAGGAAGCCCAAGAAAGCUCCCUGCAGGGACGUUUGCUAUGAUGCCUUUGUUUCUUACAGUGAACAGGAUUCCUACUGGGUGGAGAACCUCAUGGUCCAGCAGCUGGAGCACUCUGACCCGCCCUUCAAGCUGUGUCUCCACAAGCGGGACUUUGUUCCGGGCAAAUGGAUCAUUGACAACAUCAUUGAUUCCAUCGAAAAGAGCCACAAAACUGUUUUUGUGCUUUCUGAGAACUUUGUAAGGAGCGAGUGGUGCAAGUACGAACUGGACUUCUCCCACUUCAGGCUCUUUGAUGAGAACAAUGACGCCGCCAUCUUGGUUUUGCUGGAGCCCAUUGAGAAGAAAGCCAUUCCCCAGCGCUUCUGCAAACUGCGCAAGAUAAUGAACACCAAGACCUACCUAGAGUGGCCCUUGGAUGAAGGCCAGCAGGAAGUGUUUUGGGCAAAUCUGAGAACUGCAAUAAAGUCCUAGAUUCUCCACCCAAUUCCUGUCUUGCCUUAACUAAGGUCUUUGUGACAUGAACCCUAACAAAGUUUAUAAGUACUAAAAAUUGUACUAUUGAGGAUUUGGUAAGUAUAACUAGCAACUAUAAGCAUUGUCUUGAAUACUGUUAUAUAAAUAUUUGACAUCA
Molecule: messenger RNA, 2882 nt
Organism: Apodemus sylvaticus (European woodmouse)
Lineage: Eukaryota; Metazoa; Chordata; Mammalia; Rodentia; Muridae
Gene: Tlr2
Product: toll like receptor 2
Exons: 3
Coding region: 368-2722 (784 amino acids)
Biological process (GO): immune response; inflammatory response; toll-like receptor signaling pathway
Cellular component (GO): membrane
Molecular function (GO): triacyl lipopeptide binding; protein binding; transmembrane signaling receptor activity
Source: RefSeq, a predicted model, not a curated record